AUGGGUCGGUCGGUGCGGCGUCUGCCCCUAGCGGGAGACACCGCACUGGCAAGGGCAAGGGGGGCAAGGGAGCUGGAGGAGCUAGCGGGGGCGGUGGCGGCGGCGGUGGAGGCGGUGGAGGGGGUGGGGGUGGCGGUGGGGGUGGUGGUGGGGGUGGGGGCGUCAGUGGCGGCAGUGGAGGCGGCGGCGGCGGUGGCGGUGGGAGCGGAGGUGGCGGAGGUGGCGGCGGAGGAGGUAGCGGCGGAGGAGGUGGAGCUGGUCGGGGUGGCGCUGCGCAGAGGGUCGGCUCCGGUGGUGGUCCGCGCCAGCAGCAGCAGCAGCAGCAGCGCACCCGUGAGAUCCCUCCCCCUCAGCAGCUUCGUGAGUGGUACGCUGCACGUCAGCGAGUGA
Closterium sp. Naga37s-1 is the source of this 390-nucleotide messenger RNA. The record is from the annotation of a GenBank genome assembly. NCBI's taxonomy places the organism in Eukaryota, Viridiplantae, Streptophyta, Zygnematophyceae, Desmidiales, Closteriaceae.